Camellia sinensis is the source of this 1531-nucleotide messenger RNA. Lineage: Eukaryota; Viridiplantae; Streptophyta; Magnoliopsida; Ericales; Theaceae. The record is from RefSeq and is a predicted model, not a curated record.
UUUCUCUCUCAACGAUGUCUCUUUUUUUCUCUUACGGACGCUCACUCAGUCUCUUUCUCUCUUGCGAUCUCCGUCAACGUUACCACGAUGGUUUUUCGGCGUGUUUUGGUGCAAUGAGGAGCCAAAGAUUAGCUCAUUCAACAGUAAUUUUGAUCUACCCCAUAAACAGCUGUUUUGUUGCUAGAGCGCUGCUACUGCUGGAGGGCCAGAUUUCAAGAUUUAGCAUAGUUAAAUGGAGAGUAUUUGAAAAGUCACUACAGUAUGUCAAGCACUCUAGCUGCUACAAGAAUCAAGAUUCUAUCAGACAAGCUCGAGAGUAUCCUUUAAUUAUAUGAAAAUAUUGCAACUUUAUUUCAAUUUUUUGAACUGUAAAUGACAAGGAGAUGAGCACCUCCAUUUUUUGCUUGGCAUUUUCUUUAUGGUAUAUUAGUUUUCUCAAAGAUUGGAUUGGACUGCUAUAAUUAAUAUUGCUAGUAUAAAGAGACAAUAGCUUAACCAUUCCUCUCCAUCCUGAAUCUUGUAAUCUUGGUUAAUAAAGCUCUUACAGUCUCAGUACUUAUUUACUUUCACCUGUGUGCUCUCAUUCCCUACUAAAUCUUCCUUGAAUGAUGAUCUAUCUCCAUUUGCUUCUUUAGUUACUAGUUCCUUUGUUUUCUUUUUGCUAUAGCUAUUUUUUCCUUAUCUUCUCUUUCACUUUUUUGCCUAAUGAUUCUUUUUUUUUUUUUUGGUUAUUCCUUUGUUUUCAUUUUGGCUUCCCUUUUUUCUAUCUUAAGAGCUACAAUCAGAUUGUCAAUCAAGUUUCAAUAUCCAUUGAAACAGUCUUGGGCAUUAAUUUUUUUGCAACAUUUGUAGGAGUCAUAUGGAUAUCCUCUGACAACAACACAUUAAUUCUGGCAAACAAAUUAUGUGAUUCGAGAUUAAGCUAGUUUUUCUUCUACUACUUGCUUAUGAUCUGUUAUAGCUAUAACUUUUGUGUAAUCUUCAUGUUAAAUAUAAUUAAGUUUAGGUGAAUGUUUUUCUUUGAACACUUAUUAGUUAUACUGUGUUUUUCUUUGAAUGUUUUGGCCUCAGGUUUUGUGGAUCUUGUAAUCGAGUUAAGGUGACUCUUCAAAGGCCUUAGACAGGAAUUGACGAGCAAGUAUCUUCUACACAUUGAUAUAUAUAUAUGUAUACACGCAUGUACACAAUCACACAUGUGGAUGAGGUUAAAGGUGAGCCUACCGACAACCCAUACUGGUCUUACGAGGUUGAGAGUGAACCUACUAAAAACUCAGACAUGUUGUAUUUGUUGUAUGGGUUGUUGGUAGAGGUUGCGGGUGAACCUGCUGAAAACCCAUGUAUGUUGUUUUAUUUAUUGUAGCAUUAUUAAAAACCCAUUUAUGUUAAAUGGAAAUGCAACAUCAAGAAAAAAGAAAAAGAAACAUAACCAAUUAAAUAUCUAAUACAUCUUCAUAAGUCAUAAUAAUAUAUGCAUGGAUAUAGGACGGGACGCUCGGUUUGAAAACUGUGGAGACCCUAGUCUCAAAUUUCA